Emys orbicularis (European pond turtle) is the source of this 1610-nucleotide messenger RNA. RefSeq names its product guanine deaminase (gene GDA). Bases 192 to 1610 code for a protein of 472 amino acids. The record is from RefSeq and is a predicted model, not a curated record. Lineage: Eukaryota; Metazoa; Chordata; Testudines; Emydidae. Gene Ontology annotation, biological process: guanine catabolic process. Gene Ontology annotation, cellular component: cytosol. Gene Ontology annotation, molecular function: zinc ion binding; guanine deaminase activity. The transcript is spliced from 15 exons.
GGAGAGACAGCGCUAGGUGCAGGGGAAGCCGCUAUUGGUACGCAGGGAAUUGACAGCAGCCCCCUGAGUGCAGGAGGCAGCCAGGCAGAGCGAGCGACAGCCCGGAGCAGCAGCAUCCCGCUCCUGCCCGAACCACGUCUCUCCCCGCGGCAACUCUGAGCGCCACCGGCCGCCUCCCUCCGGACACCGCCAUGGACUCCCCACAGAAGCCGCCCCUCGCUCACCUCUUCAAAGGGACCUUCGUGCACGCCACCCGCUCCUCGCCCAUGGACGUGCUGCAAGGCCACCUGCUGGGCGUGGGCGAUGACGGGAGAAUUGUGUUUUUGGAGCAAGCAGAUCAGCAAGAGCAACUAGCUAAGAAGUGGGGCUUCAAAGCAUCUGAUAUAAGAGAGCUUAGUAGUCAUGAAUUCUUCAUGCCAGGAAUGGUUGAUACACAUAUCCAUGCACCUCAGUAUGCAUUUGCUGGAACAAGAGUAGACCUACCUCUUUUGGAAUGGUUAAACACAUAUACAUUUCCAACAGAAGCCAAAUACAAAGAUAAUGAUUUUGCUGAAGAAGUAUACACCAGAGUUGUAAGAAGAACGCUAAAGAAUGGCACGACUACAGCAUGCUACUUUGCAACAAUUCACACAGCUGCUUCUUUGCUACUUGCUGAAAUUAUAGAUAAAUUUGGUCAGCGAGCGUUUGUUGGAAAAGUUUGCAUGGAUAUCAAUGAAAUUGUUCCAGAAUACAAGGAAACCACUGAUGAAUCUCUCAAGGAGACAGAAAGGUUUGUUAAAGAACUACUAGAAAAGAAAUAUCAAAAGGUACAACCCAUAGUGACGCCUCGUUUUGGACCUUCCUGCACUGAGAAGUUGCUGAGUAGACUUGGUGACUUUGCGAAGGCUCGUGACAUCUAUGUGCAGAGUCAUAUAAGCGAGAAUGAUGGAGAAAUCAAACUUGUGGAGCAAAUGUUUCCUGACUAUAAAAAUUAUACUGAUUUAUAUGAUAAAACCAAGCUACUUACAAGCAAGACUGUGAUGGCCCAUGGCUGUCAUCUCUCUGACGAAGAGCUGAAACUUUUUAGUCUUCGAGGAGCUGCAAUUGCCCAUUGCCCCAAUUCAAACUUUUCGUUGUGCAGUGGCAUUUUAAACGUACAAAAUGUUCUGAAGCACAAUGUGAAGCUUGGUCUUGGCACAGAUGUUGCUGGUGGGUAUUCAUCUUCUAUGCUUGAUGCUAUCAGGAGAACGAUGUCUGCAUCUAAUACCCUUCUACUCAAUAAAGUGAACAAUACAGUCUUAACUCUUAAAGAAGCUUUCAGACUAGCAACUCUUGGAGGGAGCCAAGUCCUAGGACUAGAUGAUGUGAUUGGAAACUUUGAAGUUGGCAAAGAAUUUGAUGCACUGCUGAUCAACCCCAAGGCUUCAGACAGUCCUUUUGACUUGUUUGCUGGAGAUACUUUUGAGGAUAUUAUCCAGAAGUUCCUGUAUCUAGGUGAUGAUCGGAAUAUUAAUGAAGUAUAUGUGGCAGGCAAGCAAGUGGUUCCUUUUUCAAAUAGGGAAGAUGAAGGGCACAGAAGUGAAGUGAUUUUGUCUAACAUCAAUGAGUUUGAAAAACAAACCCCGGUCUAG